This is a messenger RNA of Emys orbicularis (European pond turtle), 1656 nucleotides long. RefSeq names its product coiled-coil domain containing 102A (gene CCDC102A). Gene Ontology annotation, cellular component: myosin complex. The coding region runs from base 1 to 1656 and encodes 551 amino acids. The record is from RefSeq and is a predicted model, not a curated record. The transcript is spliced from 8 exons. NCBI's taxonomy places the organism in Eukaryota, Metazoa, Chordata, Testudines, Emydidae.
AUGAGUCAAAGUACCAGCUCUCGCCUGGCAGACUCACCUCAGCUCUCCAGGACCAGCCUCCUCAACAUCCUCGGCAGCCCCCAGCCUGAGACGAUGAGCCUGCCGGACUCCAUGCCCCCCACCCCGAAGAGUGGCACGCCCUCGCCGGGGCCGCCCCAGCUCCCCCUGCUGGGCGCCGUGUGUCUGGACGGGGACUGGGAGAGCCGGGAGGAGCUCCGGCUGCGGGAGCUGGAGGAGGCCCGGGCCCGGGCGGCCCAGAUGGAGAAGACCAUGCGCUGGUGGUCGGACUGCACCGCCAACUGGCGGGAGAAGUGGAGCAAGGUGCGGGCGGAGCGCAACAAAGCCCGGGAGGAGGUGCGCCAGCUGCGGCAGAAGCUGGAGACCCUGACCAAGGAGCUGACCAGCCUCAAGCGGGAGCGGCAGGAGGUGCUGAACGAGAACGAGCAGCUCGGCAAGGAGGUGGCGCGGCUGAAAGGGGAGGGCGAGGAGGAGCAGGAGAAGGAGCUGGACAACAGGGUGGCCUCGGAGAAGGAGAACGAGGGCUCCCAGGAGCAGGAACCCGUGCGGGAUGUGGGCUCCGAUAAGCUGAGUAAAAAUAAGGAGUUCGAGCUGAUGGAAAACAUCCUGAAGAGCAAACAAGAAGGGCCCGAGUGCUGGGACCAGCGGAGCUCAGUCAGCGUCCGGACGUCCUUCACUCGCCCGGAGAGGAACCGGCUGCUCUGGGAGGACAUGAGCGUCAUCGAGGAAGAUGCCACCAAAGUGACUGCGCUGAAGCUGAGGCUGGAUGAGUCCCAGAAAGUGUUGCUCAAGGAGCGGGAGGACAAGCUGUCGCUCAGCAAGAGCAUCGAGAAGCUGGAGGGCGAGCUCAGCCAGUGGAAGAUCAAGUACGAGGAGCUGAACAAAAACAAGCAGGAAGUGCUGAAGCAGCUGAACAUCCUGAAGGAGCUCCACCAGGAUGAACUAGGGCGGAUUUCGGAGGACCUGGAGGACGAGCUGGGGGCUCGCUCAAGCAUGGACAAGAAGCUGGCAGAGCUGCGCACGGAGAUGGAGCGGCUGCAAGCGGAGAACGCGGCGGAGUGGGGGAAGCGCGAGCGCCUGGAGACAGAGAAGCUGAACCUGGAGCGGGAGAACAAGAAGCUGCGGGCUCAGAUUGAGGACCUGGAGGAGGUGCUGGCCCGGAAGCGCCGGCAGACGGCCAGCGCGCUGGACACUGACCUCAAAACCAUCCAGGCCGAGCUCUUUGAGAAGAACAAGGAGCUGGCCGACCUGAAGCACAUCCACGGCAAGCUAAAGAAGCAGUACCAGGAGAAGACGGCCGAGCUGGCGCACGCCAACCGCCGGGUGGAGCAGCACGAGGCGGAGGUGAAGAAGCUGCGUCUGCGGGUGGAGGAGCUGAAGAAGGAGUUGGCCCAGGCGGAGGAUGAGCUUGAUGAAGCCCAUAACCAGGCACGGAAACUGCAGAGGUCCCUGGAUGAGCAGACAGAACAAAGCGAGAACCUCCAAGUGCAACUGGAGCACCUGCAGUCCAGGCUGCGGAGGCAGCAGAACGCGCCGCUCUUUGGGAAGAUCCGGAGCUCCCGGUUUGGCCCCGACGACCCUGACGACGGGACUAGUGACCUGGAUGAAGAUGAAGAUCUACAGAUCCAGGUUCCUUAG